Molecule: messenger RNA, 1776 nt
Organism: Pyrus x bretschneideri (Chinese white pear)
Lineage: Eukaryota; Viridiplantae; Streptophyta; Magnoliopsida; Rosales; Rosaceae
Product: PAP-specific phosphatase HAL2-like
Exons: 4
Coding region: 375-1520 (381 amino acids)
Biological process (GO): sulfate assimilation; phosphatidylinositol phosphate biosynthetic process
Molecular function (GO): 3'(2'),5'-bisphosphate nucleotidase activity
Source: RefSeq, a predicted model, not a curated record
GGUCAAAUUAAGGCCUCCAGAAUGGACCCUAACAAUAAAAACGUAACCUUUGCGACACUAUCAUUCUCCAUGCGCUUUUUUCCAACUUUCCUUCCACCCAAACACACAAAUCCCACAAAACACAAAUGCCACCAGCGAAAAUUCCACAGCACAAACAAAAGAACCCCAAAUUUUUGACUUACCAAAAGGUACUGCAUCUCUGAAUGCCAUUGCCAUUGCAGAGCACGGAAAAAAACCUCAAAAAUUACCAACCCAAGAACAUAGGAACCUUAAUUUGCACGAAUCCCCAGGUUGUUACCUCAAAGAUUGAUACUUUCUCCUCGUUUUUGAAUUAUCUCCAUCUGGGUGUUGUCGGAAGUUGUUGGAAUUGAGGUAUGGAGGGCGAGAAAUACGGGGAGGAGCUGGAUGUGGCGGUGAGAGUGGUUCACAUGGCGUGUGCUCUGUGUCAGAGGCUGCAGGAGGGUUUGGUGUCAGGUGGCAGUAGCCUCGUUAAGUCCAAGGACGAUGAUUCUCCUGUGACUGUCGCAGAUUGGAGUGUGCAAGCAACUAUUAGCUGGAUGCUGUCUGAAUUCUUUGGAAGUCAGAAUGUAUCCAUUAUUGCUGAAGAAGAUGUACAAACUCUCUCUCAGGCUGACUCAGCAGGUUUGCUGGAAGCUGUUGUGAACACUGUUAAUGAAUGCUUAGCUGGAGCCCCCAAGUAUGGUCUUAAAAGUCCACCAAAAUCCCUCAACACCUCUCAAGUUCUUGAGGCUAUCAGCCGAUGCAACUCAGCGGGAGGCCCCAAAGGAAAACAUUGGGUACUUGAUCCUGUUGACGGAACACUAGGGUUUGUGCGUGGUGAUCAAUACGCUGUAGCUUUAGCAUUGAUUGAGGAUGGAAAAGUUGUUAUUGGAGUACUUGGGUGCCCUAAUUACCCAAUGAAUAAAGAAUUGCUCAGUUAUCAUUAUCAGUACCAUGAAGUCAUGUCAAAGUUGUCUCCCCCUUCUGAGGAUAUGUGGGAAAGAGGUUGUGUGAUGUAUGCAAGGAGAGGCAGUGGUAAUGCAUGGAUGCAGCCACCAAUCCGUGGGGAUAAGAAGUUUGUGUGGCCAAAUUCUGCAAGACUUAUUCGGGUUUCUUCCAUUGAUGACCCCGCGCUGGCUACUUGUUGUGAACCUGUCGAGAGAGCAAAUUCAGACCACUCCUUCACAGCAGGACUUGCUCACAGCGUAGGGCUUAGAAAUCAGCCCCUGCGUGUCUACAGCAUGGUGAAAUAUGCAGCCAUAGCUCGAGGAGAUGCUGAGCUAUUCAUGAAGUUUGCAAGGACUGGAUACAAGGAGAAGAUAUGGGAUCACGCUGCUGGUCUUGUCAUUGUAGAAGAGGCCGGAGGUGUCGUAACUGAUGCUGGAGGGCGUCCCCUGGACUUCUCAAAGGGACCGUACUUAGAAGGACUUGACAGGGGCAUAGUUGUUUGUUCCGGGGCCACACUACAUGAGAAAAUCAUUGAUGCUGUGUAUGCCAGCUGGGACUCUUCUAAUUUAUGAGGCUUUUCUGUUCCAUGCCAAUGGACCACAGUGGCAGUAAAUUUUGCAAUUUUGUUGAGGGCAAGCGAUUUGCUGAGAAGGAUUUGUGAUGACAUUCAUAUGCUAUCGCCAAGGUUAAGUUUAUAGAAGGAAGUAUUUCGUCUGGUGGCGUGUUCAACUGAGUUCAAAAUGGCACUGUUAUACUGCUACUCAAUAGUGAAAUAUUUAUCAGUAAGAUCUUCAAAGUAAAUAUUAUGCAAUUGCAGUUGCGUUUCAA